AUGGAAAACCCUUUAGAAACCUCUUCCUCCUCAACACACCAAUUAACUGAAGAACAAAAACCCCAAUCGUUACCUGUUAAUCAAUUAACUGCAACCGAAAAAUGGAGACUAAUAUUUAAUUUUAAUCAAAUAUCAGAACAAACUAAAUUUUAUUUGGUUCGAGUUUAUCUGUCUUUAAUUUUUAAUAUAACUAUAGCAUGUUUUGGUGUACUUUUUACAAUGUUUAUUUGGAGACCAAAUAUUUAUAUACAAAUUGGACUCCUAAUUUAUACAUGUCAUUAUUUUUUAGACACUAUCGAUGCACAUGGCCUAAAAAUCAUACCUGUAAUGAAGGUAUCAUUUGUUCUUGGUAUAACUACAAGUGAUUUAAUUUUAUUCCAUUUUAAUACAAAUCCAAGUGUUGUUUUAUCUGCAUUUAUUUGCACCUGUGGAAUUUUUGCAAUAUUUACCAUCUUUGCAUUUCAUUCAUAUAAAAGAACUAUUAUUUAUUGGGGGUCUUUAAUAUCCACAGUAAGUGUCUUCGGUGUUGGCCUUUUAAUUGCAAAAUUAGUAUUUGGUUUUUCUAGUAGUAUCUUUCUCUCUGUUUUCUAUACUAUCUUAGUGGGAUUAUACGUUCUAUUUAUAAUUUACGAUACCCAAUUGAUAAUUUAUAAAAUAGAAGUUUUAGGUGAUAGAAAUGUCUUGUCCCACUCUGUGGUUCUUUUCUUGGAUUUCCUUGACUUGUUUAAAUUGAUGUUAUCAGUAUUUAGCCAAAAAGAAUCAAAUGAUAAAAAAAGAAAAGAUUAG
Molecule: messenger RNA, 786 nt
Organism: Dictyostelium purpureum
Lineage: Eukaryota; Evosea; Eumycetozoa; Dictyosteliales; Dictyosteliaceae
Exons: 3
Coding region: 1-786 (261 amino acids)
Cellular component (GO): membrane
Source: RefSeq, a predicted model, not a curated record